Salarias fasciatus (jewelled blenny) is the source of this 726-nucleotide messenger RNA. RefSeq names its product transcription factor HES-1-like. Lineage: Eukaryota; Metazoa; Chordata; Actinopteri; Blenniiformes; Blenniidae. The record is from RefSeq and is a predicted model, not a curated record. Gene Ontology annotation, biological process: regulation of DNA-templated transcription. Bases 1 to 726 code for a protein of 241 amino acids. The transcript has 4 exons. Gene Ontology annotation, molecular function: protein dimerization activity; DNA binding.
AUGCCGGCCGGUACUUCAGGAAGAACCUCACCCUCCGCUGGAGCGGCGACCCCCGCGAGCAGCGGCUCCACGCCGGAAAAAGCCCGGACUCUGCCGGAGACGAGGAAGUCUUCAAAACCGAUCAUGGAAAAGCGGAGACGCGCGCGCAUCAACGAGAGUCUGGGUCAGCUGAAGACUCUCAUCCUGGACGCGCUCAAAAAAGAUAGCUCCAGACACUCCAAACUGGAGAAGGCCGACAUCCUGGAAAUGACCGUGAAGCACCUGAGGAACCUGCAGAGGCUCCAGAUGACUGCUGCAGUGAACACGGACCCGUCCGUCCUGGGUAAAUACCGAGCCGGGUUCAGUGAGUGUGUGGGAGAGGUCACCCGCUUCCUCUCCACGUGUGAAGGCGUGAACGCCGAGGUGAGGACCCGCCUCCUCGGCCACCUGGCAGCCUGCGUGACCCAGAUCAGCGCCGUCAGCUUCUACGGACCCCCUCAGGGUGCGCUGGGACUCGGGCAGACCCCCACAGUCCAGCACGUGCCUCGCAAGGGCGGCUCCCCCACGCACGCCUCCCCAGAGGCGAUGAAGCUGUACGGCGGCUUCCAGGUGGUGCCCACGCCAGAUGGACAGUUUGCGUUUCUGGUUCCCAGCGCGGCUCUGGCGCCUCUGACUGCUCAGAACAGUCACCACGUGUCGCCUGCCGCGCCGCCUGGCACCUCAGACUCAGUGUGGAGGCCCUGGUAG